This is a messenger RNA of Dentiscutata erythropus, 535 nucleotides long. NCBI's taxonomy places the organism in Eukaryota, Fungi, Glomeromycota, Glomeromycetes, Diversisporales, Gigasporaceae. The record is from the annotation of a GenBank genome assembly.
GAAAAUGCAAAAAUUGCCAGCUAUCUUGGAGUCUCUCGAUGGUGAUACCAAAAAAGCUAUUAUGGAAUGGGCGGAUAUGGUUCAAGAAAAACAUAGUUCCGAUAAGGAUCUUGACAGCGAUGAUGAUGAAAAUUUAACUUAUUUUGGGGAUCAUCUACUUAUCUUUGAAUGGGACGAAACAGCAUUAGCAAGAAGAAAUAUUCAGAAAAAUACAGUACUGACUUGUAUGUAUAUUAAUUGGUUCAAUUUAUAUCAAUUGAGGAGGUCUUUAAUAAUAUUUUGUUCGACAGAUAUUCGAACAACAUUUCCAGCUCAUAAUUUUCCUGGUCGUGGUCGACCUCUAUCAGAUUCCCUCUUUUACGUUGUUGAUACGGCAGGUGUUCCGGCCGACCAAAUAAUUCAGGAUAUUUUGCAUGGGCUUCGAAAUUUAUAUUUACUAAGAAAUGUGCCUUCGUUAGGAAGGGUCUAUACUGUGCAUGCGGAAAGAAAAAAUACAUUUGAAGCUGUUGAGAUUUAUGAUGUUUUUGCCUAUUAA